Closterium sp. NIES-67 is the source of this 2864-nucleotide messenger RNA. The record is from the annotation of a GenBank genome assembly. NCBI's taxonomy places the organism in Eukaryota, Viridiplantae, Streptophyta, Zygnematophyceae, Desmidiales, Closteriaceae.
CCUUUUCUACUUCCAGGCUCUAGGGCCUCGUACGACCGUCUUGCGCUGCUGCCCCUCUCCCACGGCAGCCGCAGCAACGCCGCUUCGCGAAUCGCGAGCGUCCUGGUCGUUUCUUUUCGGCGGUGUUUUCCUUCUCCUUGCCGUAGCGAAACCUUGUAUUGAGAUACAGUUUGUCCGUAACCCACAAGCCGAGCCACGACGGCCUUAGUGACUAUCCGUCAAUCCAUCCCUAAAAUUUCGUAACUUCCUCCGAAUUCGUCUAUCCGCCCGUCGCCUUUUCGGCUUCGCUCGCUCCGGUCGCCUCUUAGGCAUCGCUCCCCCCGGCCGCCACGAUGGUGCAGUACAACUUCAAGCGCAUCACGGUGGUCCCCACCGCCAAGGACUUUGUCGACAUCGUUCUGUCCAAAACGCAGCGCGGCACGCCGACGGUGAUCCACAAGGGCAGCGCCGUUAACAGAAUCCGUCAGUUCUACAUGCGCAAGGUCAAGUUCACGCAGCAGACGUUCCACGACAAGUUAACGACGAUUCUUGACGACUUUCCGCGGCUCGAGGAGAUCCACCCUUUCUAUGGCGACCUCCUUAAUGUCCUCUACGAUAAGGAUCAUUACAAGCUCGCGCUCGGACAAGUGAACGUGGCGCGCGGCAUCAUCGACCGCGUCACCAAGGAGUACGUGCGCCUGCUCAAGUACGGCGACUCGCUCUACCGCUGCAAGCAGCUCAAGCGCGCCGCGCUGGGCCGCAUGUGCACGCUCAUGCGCAAGCAGGGGCCGUCGCUGGCGUACCUCGAACAGGUGCGGCAGCACAUGUCCCGUCUGCCCUCCAUCGACCCGAACACCCGAACCAUCCUGGUGUGCGGGUACCCCAACGUGGGCAAGAGCUCGUUCGUGAACAAGGUGACCCGCGCCGACGUGGAGGUGCAGCCGUACGCCUUCACCACGAAAUCGCUGUUCGUGGGCCACACCGACUACAAGUACCUGCGCUGGCAGGUGAUCGACACCCCCGGGAUUCUCGACCACCCCCUGGAGGAGCGCAACACCAUUGAGAUGCUGUCCGUGACGGCCUUGGCGCAUCUGAGAGCCGCGGUGCUGUUUGUGGUGGACGCGUCUGGCAGCUGCGGGUACACGCUGGAGCAGCAGGCGGCGCUCUUUAAUUCCAUCAAGCCUCUCUUCCUGAACAAGCCUCUGCUGGUGGUGUGCAACAAGGUGGACCUGCAGCCGCUGGAAACCCUCUCGGAAGCCGACAGGAAGGUGCUCCAAGACAUGGCGGCUGAGGCCGCUCGCUGCGGUGGGCCCGGAAUCGCUCCUCCUGGUGGUGGGGGUGGGGAGGGAGCGAUGGGGGAGGCGGUGAUGGAAGGCGCGGAGGGCGCGGGGUGCCUGCUGACAAUGAGCACCAUGACUGACGUCAACGUCGCUGCUGUCAAGAACGCUGCGUGCGAACGGCUGCUGCAGAUGCGCGUGGAGGCGAAGAUGCGCAGCAAGAGAGUCGAGGACGUGGCCAACCGCAUCCACGUGGCCAUGCCGCGGCCUCGUGACAGCAAACCCCGCCCGCCAGUCAUCCCUCAAGCCGUGCUGGACCGCCAGGCCAAGGGGAUCAAGCCGUCCGAGGGGCGCAAGCUGGAGAAGGACUACCAGGAGGAGAUGGGCGGCGCGGGCGCGUACGUGGCGGACCACACGCGGCCGUACCUGUUGGAGGACGACACGUGGCGGCAGGACGUGGUGCCUGAGAUCAUGGACGGCAAGAACAUCGCGGAUUUCGUGGAUGCGGAUAUUCUGGCGAGGUUGGAGGAGCUGGAGAGGGAGGAGUGGGAGAUGGAGCAGCAGGCGGAGGGCGCUGGGGAGGCGGAGUGGGGCGAGGCGAUGGAUGACGAGGAGGAGGACCUGGCGCCUGAGGAGGCUGAGGCUCUUGCGGCCAUCAGGCUCAAGAAGAAGCGUCUAAUCACCCACCGUCACCGCCAGCGUUCCGUCACGGAUUCCCGGCCAAUCCUGCCGCGCCACGCGGACACGGGCCGGCAGUUCACGGCGGAGCGCAUGCGGCGCGAGCUGACCUCCAUCGGGCUGGACCCGUCGGCUGCCCUGGCGCGCAUCAAGGAGGGCAAGACUGGGGAGGGUGGGGACGUGAGCGGCGGCGGCACGGUGGCCAAGGGGCGGAAGAGAAGCCGGUCCAUGGCUCGCGACGGCAUGGAGGUGGACGGGGAGGAGGGAGGGGGGAGGCGGGGGCUAUCGAGGGGCCGGGAAGGGAGGCGGGAAGAGCGUGAGGAAGGGGAGGAAGGGGGGAUGGAGUUGGACGAGGCGAACGAGGAGCGGCUGCGCAAGCGGCUGCGGCACAUGUCACGGUCGCGGUCGCAGUCGGUGGGGAGGAUAGGCGGCACGGCGAUGGCUCUAGCGGCGGAGGCGGUGCCCGGGGAGGGGUUCCGAGACACGGAGCAGAAGGUGGCGGCGGUGAAGCUGUCGCGGAAACACGCGACCAAGAGGAAUGUGCAGAGCAAGAAGGGCGAGGCGGACCGGACGAUUGUGAAUGUGAGGCCCAAGCAUCUGUUCUCGGGGAAGAGAGGUGCCGGGAAGACCGACCGGCGGUAGGGAGGAGGGGAAAAGGGUUAUGGCUGCGCUGUGCAGUGGUCGUUUGUGGCAUUACCGGUAGCACAAGAUCAGUCUGGAGCAGAUGUGACAGGCAAUGCCUGUAGCUUCAUGCACGCGUGCAUUGGGGAUUUAUUCUGCGGCUUCUGUACCUUGGAAAGCGUGUUCUUUUCUGCUGGUGUCAUGGUGGCUAGGUGGUUCUAGGAGCAUGGACAAAUUGCCAGUGAUACCAAGCACUAUUGCCACAUAAUUGACAAAUCUGUAUGCUUGAGCGAAGCUCCUUGCGGACAU